UGUCAAACAGUAAAGUUUCUCUGGAGCCUCCAUGCAAACUGUCAGCUGGAGACAAACUGGGAAACCCUUUGGACCUUGCAGAAAUGGGGGCAGCAUCUUUAUAAAAGCAACACUGGGGUGAGAAAAAUAUCCAGUGCUCUGCAUUUGCACCAAGGACUCGAUACAUCCGCCUUGAAAUCGAAGACAACACAGGGGAAUUACAAGAGAAACGCAGAAGCUGCAAGACAAGAAGAGCAUCAGAGACGAUAUUCGGGACCUGAAAACACAGAUCCACAUUUGUGACGACUUGGACAGCCUGCAACCUGCCGCCUUUGAGGUGCCUUUACCAUGGUGACACUAAAGGAAUCAUACACUUUACAAUAAAGCCAGAGGAAAGACUCCUUGUUACCGUUUGCAUCGCCUCACCCUCCAGCGUCUCGACCCCCUUUGCUCCCACGCUCACCCGGUGCAGCCAUGCAUCUCGAGGUGAAGGUCGCCCUCAACUUCAUCGUGUCCUACUUGUACAACAAAUUGCCUCGACGCCGGGCGGACCUGUUCGGCGAGGAGCUGGAGAGGAUACUGAUGUCUCGGUUCGAGGGUCACUGGUACCCCGAAGCCCCUCUUAGAGGUUCUGCUUUUCGCUGUAUUCACCUCGGAGCCCCGACAGACCCCGUGGUGGAGUUAGCCGCCAAGAGGAGUGGACUGGACACCGAGGAGGUUCGUGCAAAUGUUCCUGCAGAGCUCAGCGUGUGGAUCGACCCGUACGAGGUUUCCUACCAGAUCGGAGAAAAGGGGGCGGUGAAGGUUCUCUACCUGGAGGACCCUCCUGGGCUCGGGUGUGACAGCGAGAGGCCUGAGGGGCCGAUCAGAGAGGGAGACGCAGAGGCGGAGGAGGCCAAGAGUUUGGGGUUCAACCCGGACGCUCAGGUGUUCGUGCCGAUUGGGAGCCAGGCAUCCCCCUCCCUCAUGCCGUCGCUCUCCAGCUCCCCCACACCGAUGUCCAACGCCCUCUUCAGCUACCCUAGCUCCAGCACGCCCACCGACCCCGCCGCCCACUCCUCCAAUACCUCCACCCCUUCUCCUCCCAGCGGCGGGCUGCCCUACCUCUCCGCUCAGCAGCCGCCCUCCGCCAUCCCUGCCGCCCGCCCUCAGCCCAUCACCUUUACCACCGCCAGCUUCGCUGCCACCAAAUUUGGCUCGACCAAGAUGAAGAAGUGCAGUGGGGCCGGGUCGACGGCCAGCUCCGGCGCCGUCAUCCCGCCCACCCAGAGGAUGCUUACUCGCUCCCCCACCGCCAUCUUGGCGCCGGACCUGCUCAAGCACAAGCCCCUGUCGCUGUCCUUGCACUCCCUCGGAGGAGCUCCCAUCGCCAGCCAGCUCUCCCCCAAUGCCAAAGAGUUCGUCUACCCAGGAUCGCCGGGCGCCCUUUACUUCGAAACCGACUCCCAGCCCAUGCAGCCUCACGCCAGCCCGUUCCAUGCGCCCCACACCAACCCGUCCUUUGACCCCUUCUCCAGCCCUCCCCCAGCCCCCAGCGUGGGCAUCAUCGGGAGCAACGGGGGAAUCCCCUACAUGGAGAAGCCGCCGUUCGUGGAGGGGCUAGGAAGCUACAACCUGCAAUACCCCAGCCAGUCCUUCCAGCCGGUCGUGCUGGCCAACUAAAGCCUUCAUUUGUACCGAGAAAGAAAUGUUGUCCCGAGGUGGGUUUAAAAAAUUACACUCCAGAUAUUGUUACUUUUUUCUAACAAAUUGUUCUGAUACUAAUACGAGAUGAGAAUUUGUUUUACUACGAGGAUUUAAAAGUACCAUUUCCACUGAAUAACUAAUGCCGUUUUUGUUACCUCCAAUCUCGCCGUACCUUUUCAUUUGUUGCUUUGAUGACCGGAGUGGUGUGGAGGGUGGGUUCCUUUCUACAUUUGAGUCCUUGCCAAUCGCUUUUAUGUUCAUGAUUUUGCAUUGAAUGUUAAGGACUUGUUGUUGUGUUUGUUUUUUUCUUGGUUUAAUGGACCCGGUUCUAGUGUAGCUCCAUUUUUGCACUGCACUGUCAUGCUGUGAAAGAAGCACCUCGCCAAGUCCUGCAGGGAACGACGGCUGUGUAGAGCUCAGCACUUUGCUCUGCAAUCUGCUCUGCCCUACUUGCCACAAAUACAGAGAAGUGGGUGGGGGGGGUUUUGUGUGUGUGUGUGUGUGCGUGUGUGUCCCAUUGUUUGUACGGUGGUGGGCCCUUUCGACUCGCCGGGCGUAUAUUGGGAGCAGUGUGUCGUCAGCUGGGAUGAGUGUACAUGACACGGGCGUAAAUGAAGCGAGAGCAGUGGAGGGAGCAGAAAAGGCAGCUUGGGGGAGUAAAGGGAGCGACGUAGGGGAAUGUAUUGCAUCUGUCGGGGGGAUACUGCAGCCAGGAAGGUCAGGGAAACCUUGGUGACACGAGUUUGCAUUUUAAAACUAUAAACCCUGCGCUGAUACCUCAAUUAAACACACUGGGAGCUAAUUCAUGCUUUCAUACGUGCACACACACACACAGGCGGUAGUGUGUGAAGGUGAAAAGGGAUGCAGCAGGCAUUGUGAUAAAUGGCUUAGCAUGACUUUGAAGGAGAGGUUUUCCUCAGCAUGAAGAAGAGGAAAUGAAAGGGAAAGCAGAAGCUGCUAGAGGCUUCUUUCGCCUCGGUGGCAUCCAGGCUGUAUUGGCUUGGAGAGCUUUAAAACCCAGAACACGUUUGUGGUGAGCUUAAAUGCUAUUGAAGCCAACUAUUCUCUCCCUCCUCUUGAAAUUCUCCUCUUCUCCUCUGGUUGCUGACAAAAGAUUCAUACAGAUGAGGGAUCCUCAAUUGGUCUGCGGCUUUUUCUGUCUCUUUAUCGGUUAGGUUUUGAGUCCUGUCUCUGACAAUGGUUUGUUUACCAGCCGGGUCCACGUGAUUGUUGGUUAGUCUCUGCAGGGAGGGGUAGCUCUCAGAUGAGCAGCACUUUAUUUCUGAGGCUGUGUGUGGCUACAUCAUUCCUUUACCCUCCAUGAAAUGCUUUAGAGAUUCGAACAGGAGCUUGAUUUGUAGACGCAUCACGCUGGUGAGGAGAUGCUGGUAGUCUGUUUAUUUGAAUGUUUUCAGAAACCCAUUAUUAAAGAGGACCCUUGCAACGUGACCGCUUGUCAUUUGCAUGCAAGAUUUUACUGUCUUUUCAAGGGAAUGGGGGGAGGUCUAUAAAUGUGAUUAUGAUUGUUCGGGAAAAGAUGCAUUUAUAUAAUUCUUUUGUUUUUGUAAUUUAUUUCUAAAUAUUUUGGGUUUUUUUUGCAAAUAUGAUCACUGACAUUUGUACGAGUAAAGAAAAGACAAGUCCAGGAAAAAUAUGUAUAUAUACAAAGUUCUUACGUUCAGAUUUAUUUGUUUAGUUUCUUACAUGCCGAGGUUAUUUUUUCAGAAAAUAACGUGAAUAUAUGCAAACGAGACAAAAAUAAAGAUGUAUAGAAUAAAGUAUUGAAUGUGUAUUGUACCUUGUACCUUUUUGGCAUUUGUCUAAUAAGACGGGUAAAUGUAUUCAUUCUUCAAGUCAGAUUUGAAGUUUCAGAUGUGAAUGUUUACAGUGGGUUUGUGGAAAGAUGGCUGAUUUCAUUUUGACUGUGUGCUCCCAGGGCAGUCUGACAACACUACUCCCCACAGGCAGUGCAUUUAAACCAAAAAUUACACAUUUCAGUUUUUUUGUCAAUUCCUUCCAUAUUUAGAGUUACCCUGCUUAUCUGUUAUCCUCAGAGCAAACUUAUCCAUUUAUUUUUCCCUGCUUUAUUCAAGCACAUCCACUCACCCACCCAUAGACAUGCAUUUAAACCAAAACAAUCCACAUUUUACAUUUAUUUUCACAUGCAAAGUCAAUUUCCUCUUUUCUUUUGCCUGAAAUCCCAUCAUAUUUGUAUUUCUCCUCUGAGGAAAAACAACCCACUUAUUUUUCCCCACUUUAUUCAGACACUACUCCCCACGAACACUGCAUUACAUUAAAAACAAUCCAUACUUUAGAUUGUUUUUGAGUGCAAUUUCCAUUAUGAAUUUUCUAAAUAAUUAGGGUCACUAAACCAUUCCCCCCCCCCCCUAGAGAUUUCCUAGAUUUUUUUUAUUUUGUUCUGCCCCUUAACCAAGUUGAGAUUUAUUAGAACACAAUGUCCUGUUAUAUAUCCCAUCACAUUCCAACGUACUUAAUCUUUUUCCCUUCCCUCUAUGAUCCUGGUCCGUUGGUCCUGAUACUAUAGCCAUAUCCCAGACUGUCUUUGCUCACACAGAUGCGCGCCCUUCUCCAGUGCAAUGUAACGCCAUAGUUUAAAUUACCCUGAAGGAUUUAAGGGGUUUCUACCUCUCUGCACCCGGGAGAAAAAAUACAAAAAAUCAGUAUAUCGUCUCAAUGAGAAGACAGUGUUACGGAAAGGAAGAAGGAAAUGAAUGUGCUGUGAAUGUGACCUGUUGUUCAGUCGACCCUGGUUGAGAUUGGCCUGCGGAAAAUAAACGAGGAAACAUUUGUGUUUUUAAAAGUGGAGUCACGUGCAUGUUCAAAAUGUCUAAGUGACCCUUUUUUUUUUUCUUCUUCUUAUUUGUGAGAUUAUCAAACGAGGUUUUAUUGAAAUUUCCUCUGUAUACGAAUCGGGCUCCUCUGAGGAUGUGACGAUUACUGUAAAAGAGUACAAACACACUCCAAACGCAGGCCAUCCAACAACCAGGGUUGGGCGUUAUGAAGGAGGAAAAACAAACAAGAAUUUUGUAUUCUGAUGUCCUUUCUGCUUAUAUCGAUGUGUGCGUUUUAUUUUGCACUUUGGAAUAUUUCAUUGUCAUAAAAGAAGUUUAUUUUCUAUGUAAAAAAAAUUAACAUUUAAGAGUACAAAUAAAUAUAAUUAAAGGUUCAGAUGUAUAAAUAUAGUGCUUUCUUUCCUGCCUGUAUUUUAUUAUUUUUUUCCUAUUUUGUAUCUGAUCUGUACACCCUGUAGAUGUAAUGAAUCUUUCACUACUGAAAUGCAAUGACCUGUUUUCUGUGCUGCCCCCACCCCCGGGAAUGGGGAGUUACUACUGCAGUUUCUUAUUGUAUCAGAUUCUUUUUUAAGUUUGUAAUAAAAAAAACAGAUUGGCAAAAAAAAUA
Eleginops maclovinus (Patagonian blennie) is the source of this 5085-nucleotide messenger RNA. Its product is annotated as protein Tob2. The transcript has 3 exons. NCBI's taxonomy places the organism in Eukaryota, Metazoa, Chordata, Actinopteri, Perciformes, Eleginopidae. Bases 454 to 1641 code for a protein of 395 amino acids. Gene Ontology annotation, cellular component: cytoplasm; nucleus. Gene Ontology annotation, molecular function: transcription corepressor activity. The record is from RefSeq and is a predicted model, not a curated record. Gene Ontology annotation, biological process: regulation of gene expression.